Messenger RNA from Postia placenta MAD-698-R-SB12, 1248 nucleotides. RefSeq lists its product as hypothetical. The transcript is spliced from 6 exons. NCBI's taxonomy places the organism in Eukaryota, Fungi, Basidiomycota, Agaricomycetes, Polyporales, Adustoporiaceae. Bases 1 to 1248 code for a protein of 415 amino acids. The record is from RefSeq and is a predicted model, not a curated record.
AUGACGAUGAAGAGGUACUGGAGCUCGCUUGUCUCGCCCACCUCUCUGCCAGCGCCGCCUCAGCUCCCCGUCAAGGCCCAUAUAACUGAGCUUAGGCGAUUCUGGAGGUCUACCCUCGAGGAGCUUCUGGGCAAGGGCGACGAGUACAGGAGUGCCGCUCUCGCUGAACUCAGCUCCCACCUCAGCCUUCUAUCGCGGGCGGAAAUGUGGGACUUGCAGACAAUCCACGACGGCCUAAUAGUCGAAAGGGAAGCACUGGAUGAUUUCUUCUCCAGCCCUCAUAGAUUGUCCUUCGAGGCAGUCUCGCGUGCAUCGCGAUACAAGUCUCGUGCGUCCUCGUACUUUGGAGAGGUCAAGGCGGUCAUCCGGAAGUCCCAGGACGGGCUCGGGAGACCUGAGAGAUACAGCUCCAAUGCGGGAAGGAUCACGCAGGAGUCCCGAUUGACUUCCCAUGGCAGCAAUAGUUGUCUUGACAGAUGGCGUCUCCCGGCCGGGACCCAAACCGACUGUGGGAAGGCCGACUUUCCAGUGCUCUGCGAUUCGCCUACAGAGAUCAGUCCGGCAUCAUCCCGGCCGUCUUCUUAUGAUGGUCUGACAGAUGAUGUCCCCUGCGGCACCAAAAUCCCUUUCCCUGCACGUCUGUACACCAUUUGCCAGCCCUCAGAUCCGGCGGAACAAAAUCAUUCCCAGUCGGACUCUUCUGGAACUACUGAACUUUUGUCUGGUCCGUCCACUUCACAGCCCAUCCGACAACCUGUUUCUCCAUCAACGGGACUGCGGUCGUCGCCUAUUCUCCGAAAUAGGCGACAUGAUGCUCUCCGACGACUAGACACGACUGUUGACGAUAGCUUGGACAGAAAUAUGACAAGCCCACAAUCACCAAGACGCGAAGCCCAAGCCUCCCCGAGACGUUUACGAACGUUUCCCAGCUUCUCACCUGGAGAUCCAUCUACUAUGCUCCCUUUCCGUCCCGCCCCGAGGCUGCGCCAUUUUGCAACCGAAUCAGAUCUGAGACGGAGACAGAGGUCUCCCAUGCUGCUAACGCGUGAGGAUCUACAGCGAUUCGGACAAGAGACACGGCGUCCCAAUUCUCCUGGCGACGACGACGACGACACAGAUGAGGAAGGUGUCAAUGAAGAGAUCGAUUCGUUCAGCGAUGACUGCAAGAUAGAGCUGGCAUCCUUCGUUGUGCAGCCCUACGGCCACCCACGGCGAAACAAGUCGGGAGCCUCUCUUCGAUGUCGUUGA